This is a messenger RNA of Ictidomys tridecemlineatus (thirteen-lined ground squirrel), 4431 nucleotides long. RefSeq names its product integrin subunit alpha 5 (gene Itga5). Gene Ontology annotation, biological process: cell-matrix adhesion; cell adhesion mediated by integrin; angiogenesis. The record is from RefSeq and is a predicted model, not a curated record. Gene Ontology annotation, cellular component: external side of plasma membrane; integrin complex. Gene Ontology annotation, molecular function: integrin binding. NCBI's taxonomy places the organism in Eukaryota, Metazoa, Chordata, Mammalia, Rodentia, Sciuridae.
GCCUCCAGCUGGGGCUGGGGAGAGGGGGUGGAGAGGUGCGGCCCCCCCACGCCCCUUUGGGGUGGGGGGCGCGGGCUCGGCGUCCCGAGGACCCAGGAAUGCCCCCCCGCCAGCCCCCUCGGCCGGCGGGGGGAGGGCUCAGCCGGGAGUUUGGCAAACUCCUCCCCGCGUUGAGUCAUUCGCCUCUGGGAGGUUUAGGAAGCGGCUCCGGGUCGGUGGCCCCAGGACAGGGAAGAGCUGGCGCUAUGGGGAGCCGGACGCCAGGGUCCCCACUCCACGCGGCGCGACUGCGCUGGGGUCCCCGGCGCCGAGCCCAGCUGCCGCUGCUGCUGCCGCCCUUGCUCCCGCCGCUGCUGCUGCUGCUGCUGCUGCCGCCGCCACCCAGGGUCGGGGGCUUCAACUUAGACGCAGAGGCCCCAGCAGUGCUCUCUGGGCCCCCGGGCUCCUACUUCGGCUUCUCAGUAGAGUUUUACCGGCCAGGAACAGACGGGGUCAGUGUGCUGGUGGGAGCACCCAAGGCCAACACCAGCCAGCCUGGAGUGCUGCAGGGUGGUGCCGUCUACUUCUGUCCUUGGGCUGCCAGCCCUGCACAGUGCACCCCAAUCGAAUUUGACAGCAAAGGCUCCCGGAUGCUGGAGUCCAGUACAGAGGGAGAGGAGCCUGUGGAAUAUAAGUCCUUGCAGUGGUUCGGAGCGACCGUUCGAGCCCAUGGCUCCUCCAUCUUGGCAUGUGCUCCACUGUACAGCUGGCGCACAGAGAAGGAGCCACUGAGUGACCCUGUGGGCACCUGCUACCUCUCCACGGAUAACUUCACCCGCAUUCUGGAGUAUGCACCCUGCCGCUCAGAUUUCAGCUGGGCAGCAGGGCAGGGUUACUGCCAAGGGGGCUUCAGUGCCGAGUUCACCAAGACUGGCCGUGUGGUCCUGGGUGGACCAGGGAGCUAUUUCUGGCAAGGCCAGAUCCUGUCUGCCACUCAGCAGCAGAUUGCGGAGUCCUAUUACCCAGAGUACCUGAUCAACCUGGUUCAGGGGCAGCUGCAGACUCGACAGGCCAGCUCCAUCUAUGAUGACAGUUACCUGGGAUACUCUGUGGCUGUGGGUGAAUUCAGUGGUGAUGACACAGAAGACUUUGUCGCUGGUGUGCCCAAAGGGAACCUCACCUAUGGCUACGUCACUAUCCUUAAUGGAUCAGAUAUCCGAUCUCUCUACAACUUCUCAGGGGAACAGAUGGCCUCCUACUUUGGCUAUGCAGUGGCUGCCACUGACGUCAAUGGAGAUGGGCUGGAUGACCUACUAGUGGGGGCACCCCUACUCAUGGAGCGGACAGCUGAUGGGCGGCCUCAGGAAGUGGGCAGAGUGUAUGUAUACCUGCAGCACCUGGCUGGCAUAGAGCCCACACCCACCAUUACCCUCACUGGCCAUGAUGAAUUUGGCAGAUUUGGCAGCUCCUUGACCCCCUUGGGGGACCUGGACCAGGAUGGCUACAAUGAUGUGGCCAUUGGGGCUCCCUUUGGUGGGGAAACCCAGCAGGGGGUAGUUUUUGUAUUCCCUGGGGGCCCAGGAGGACUGGGCUCUAAGCCUUCCCAGGUUCUGCAGCCCCUGUGGGCAACUGGGCAUGCCCCAAACUUCUUUGGCUUUGCUCUUCGAGGAGGCCGAGACCUGGAUGGCAACGGAUACCCUGAUCUGAUUGUGGGGUCCUUUGGCGUGGACAAGGCUGUUGUAUACAGGGGUCGCCCCAUCGUGUCUGCCAGUGCCUCCCUCACCAUCUUCCCCGCAAUGUUCAACCCAGAAGAACGCAGCUGCAGCUUGGAAGGGAACCCUGUAUCCUGUAUCAACCUUAGCUUCUGCCUCAAUGCUUCUGGAAAACAUGUCCCCAACUCCAUUGGCUUUGCGGUGGAGCUCCAGCUGGACUGGCAGAAGCAGAAGGGAGGGGUACGGCGGGCACUCUUCCUGGCCUCCAGACAGGCGACACUGACCCAGAUACUGCUCAUCCAGAAUGGGGCCCGGGAGGACUGCAGAGAGAUGAAGAUCUACCUCAGGAAUGAGUCAGAAUUCCGAGAUAAACUCUCCCCCAUUCACAUCGCCCUCAACUUCUCCUUGGACCCUCAAGCCCCCGUGGACAGCCAUGGCCUCCGGCCCGUCCUACAUUACCAGAGCAAGAGCCGGAUAGAAGAUAAGGCUCAGAUCUUGCUGGACUGUGGAGAAGACAACAUCUGUGUGCCUGACCUACAGCUGGAAGUAUUUGGGGAGCAAAACCACGUGUACCUAGGUGACAAGAAUGCCCUGAACCUGACUUUCCACGCCCAGAAUGUGGGUGAAGGAGGUGCCUAUGAGGCUGAGCUUCGGGUCACAGCCCCUCCAGAGGCUGAGUACUCAGGACUUGUCAGACACCCAGGGAACUUCUCCAGCCUGAGCUGUGACUACUCUACCGGGAACCAGAGCCGCCUGCUGGUGUGCGACCUAGGCAACCCCAUGAAGGCAGGAGCCAGUCUCUGGGGUGGCCUUCGGUUCACCGUCCCUCACCUACAAGACACAAAGAAAACCAUCCAGUUUGACUUCCAGAUCCUCAGCAAGAAUCUCAACAACUCACAGAGCGAUGUGGUCUCCUUCCAGCUCUCUGUUGAGGCUCAGGCCCAGGUCUCCCUUAAUGGUGUCUCCAAGCCUGAGGCUGUGUUCUUCCCAGUGAGUGACUGGCAUCCCCGAGACCAGCCUCAGAAGGAGGGGGACGUGGGCCCUGCCGUCCACCAUGUCUAUGAGCUCAUCAACCUGGGCCCCAGCACCAUCAGCCGGGGAGUGCUGGAGCUCAGCUGUCCCCAGGCCCAGGAAGGUCAGCCGUUCCUCUACGUGACCAAGGUCGCUGGAGUUAGCAACUGCACCAGCAGAUACCCACCUAACCCUGAGGGCCUGGAGCUGGAUCCCGAGGGUUCCCAACACCACCUGCAGAGAAGAGAGGCUCCAGGUAGGAGCCCUGCCUCCUCCGGGCCGCGGGUCCUGAAAUGCCCAGAGGCUGAAUGUUUCAGGCUGCGCUGUGAGGUUGGUCCACUGCUCCGGCAAGAGAGCCGAAGUCUACAGCUGCAUUUCCGAGUCUGGGCCAAGACCUUUCUGCAGAAGGAGCACCAAUCAUUCAGCCUGCAGUGUGAAGCUGUGUUUGAAGCCCUGAAAAUGCCCUAUCGAAUCCUACCCCAGCAACUACCCCAAAAGAAACUUCAGGUGGCCACAGCCGUGCAGUGGAUCAAGGCAGAAGGCAACAAUGGCGUCCCACUGUGGAUUAUUAUCCUCGCCAUCCUUUUCGGCCUCCUGCUCCUAGGUCUGCUCAUCUACGUCCUCUACAAGCUUGGAUUCUUCAAACGCUCCCUCCCAUAUGGCACGGCCAUGGAAAAAGCUCAGCUCAAGCCUCCAGCCACCUCUGAUGCCUGAGUCCUCCUGAUCCCAGAUUCCUGAUCCUGAAGAUCCAGUCCCCCACCCUCAGUCUGCUGAUGACAGGGAGGGGACUGGGCACUUUCUGAAGGUGCUGAGGGCCAGGGAGAAGCUCCUCUCCUUAGCCCAGAGACAUACUUGAAGGGCCAGAGCCGGGGGAGGGGGAUGAGAAGCUGGGGAUCCCCCCCCACCCCAUGCACUGUGAAGGACCCUCGUUUACACAUGCCCUCUCAUGGAUGGGGGAACUCAGAUCCAGGGACAGAGGCCCAGCCUCUCCACAGCCUUUGCAUUUUGGAGUUUCCUGAAAACAACUUGGAACCAUAACUAGGGAAUCCAGUCGUGGUUAUUGGGCCAGACAUGCCGUCAGGACUUCCUGUCCAGCCUCAGCCUGCAAAGAUACGUCAUUGAGAGAUGCCAAGGAAGCCCCAGCUAAAAAUCUGGGACCUGAGGAGUGAGACCUGGCAGCUGUGACAGCCCCACCCUGGUGGGCCAACAAGGAACACUAACCAUAGAAGGUGCCCUAGGACCAGCUCAGGACAGAUCCCAAAGGUCCAUGCUGGCCCAGAACCCAGCUCCAGGGGGGAAUCAGAACUCCACGGAGCCAGAUCCAGUUUGGGGCAUGGGGUUGAUCUGGAACCCAGACACAGACAUUGGCAACCUAACCCAGGCAGAUCCAGAACUGCAGUUGGGUCUGCUCCAGACCUGGGCCUAGAGGCCCAAUUCACCCUGACUUGGGAGAUGUCAGGAAUUGCCCAGGACCCUGAAGAGGCCAUGGUGGCAACAGAUCUGGAAGCUCAGCCUGGCCAGAUGCAGGCCCUGUCAGUCCCCAGAGAAAGGGGAGCUGGGCUCCUGAAGAUUUGGGUUCUGCCCACCAGCUGCACUGACGCUGCCCCUCCUCUCCCUACCCAGCCCUCCCCUCCCCUCUCCUCCCCUCAGCUCCUGACACCCGGACUUAUUUAAACUAUGUUGCAAGUGCAAUAAACCCAACCCACUGCCCCCACUACCAGAACUGCAA